Molecule: messenger RNA, 2057 nt
Organism: Zophobas morio
Lineage: Eukaryota; Metazoa; Arthropoda; Insecta; Coleoptera; Tenebrionidae
Gene: Sec61alpha
Product: Sec61 alpha subunit
Exons: 5
Coding region: 176-1606 (476 amino acids)
Biological process (GO): SRP-dependent cotranslational protein targeting to membrane, translocation; post-translational protein targeting to membrane, translocation
Cellular component (GO): membrane; Sec61 translocon complex
Molecular function (GO): ribosome binding; transmembrane protein transporter activity; signal sequence receptor activity
Source: RefSeq, a predicted model, not a curated record
AACAUCAUCGGUCACGUGACCGGUGUUUCUUGCUACGUGUCUGUCGUGUAAUCCAAAAUCGCUCUCACCAAGUACCGUAAAUCCGGACUUCGCCACAUAUUUGACGUGACAACGUAGAAUAAGGCUGUCCGAGUAAAUCUGUGAUCUAUUUUAGUGUAGUUCUUCACCCAUCACAAUGGGGAUCAAAUUUUUAGAAGUAAUUAAACCGUUCUGCAGUAUCCUCCCUGAGAUAGCCAAGCCUGAAAGAAAGAUCCAAUUCAGGGAGAAAGUAUUAUGGACUGCUAUAACUCUCUUCAUUUUCCUCGUCUGUUGUCAGAUUCCACUUUUCGGUAUUAUGAGUUCGGACUCAGCCGAUCCCUUCUACUGGAUACGUGUAAUUCUCGCUUCGAACAGAGGCACGUUGAUGGAGUUGGGAAUUUCACCAAUUGUUACGUCUGGUUUGAUAAUGCAGCUUUUAGCUGGAGCGAAAAUUAUUGAAGUUGGGGACACACCAAAGGAUAGAGCGUUGUUCAACGGCGCGCAGAAACUGUUCGGCAUGGUAAUCACUGUGGGCCAAGCCAUCGUAUACGUGAUGACCGGCAUGUACGGAGACCCUGCCGAAAUAGGUGCCGGCGUCUGUCUCCUCAUCAUCAUCCAGCUCUUCGUAGCAGGUCUCAUCGUACUCCUCCUCGACGAACUCCUCCAAAAAGGCUACGGUCUCGGCUCCGGCAUUUCCCUCUUCAUCGCAACCAACAUCUGCGAAACCAUCAUCUGGAAAGCCUUCUCCCCAGCAACCGUCAACACCGGAAGAGGAACCGAGUUCGAAGGCGCCGUCAUCGCUCUCUUCCACUUGCUCACAACCCGUCAGGACAAAAUCCGAGCCCUCCGCGAAGCUUUCUACCGCCAGAAUUUACCAAACUUGAUGAACUUGCUAGCCACCGUUCUCGUUUUCGCCAUAGUAAUAUACUUCCAGGGAUUCAGAGUCGAUCUUCCGAUCAAGAGCGCGAGAUACCGCGGCCAGUACUCCAGCUACCCAAUCAAACUCUUCUACACUUCCAAUAUCCCAAUCAUCUUGCAGUCCGCUUUAGUCUCAAACUUGUACGUCAUUUCGCAAAUGUUGGCGGUUAAAUUCCAAGGGAACUUCUUGAUUAACAUGUUAGGGGUGUGGGCGGAUGUGGGAGGGGGCGGUCCCGCGCGCUCUUACCCAAUAGGCGGGCUGUGUUACUACCUGUCUCCGCCCGAAAGCGUCGGCCACAUUCUCGAAGACCCAAUCCACGCCCUGCUUUACAUCAUCUUCAUGUUAGGUUCUUGUGCCUUCUUCUCCAAGACAUGGAUCGAAGUCUCGGGAAGUUCGGCCAAAGAUGUCGCUAAACAACUCAAAGAGCAGCAGAUGGUGAUGAGAGGACACAGAGACAACUCCAUGAUCCACGAGCUGAAUCGGUAUAUUCCUACGGCUGCAGCUUUCGGCGGUCUCUGCAUUGGCGCGCUUUCCGUUUUGGCCGAUUUCUUGGGGGCUAUUGGUUCGGGAACCGGUAUUCUUCUAGCCGUCACUAUUAUCUACCAGUACUUCGAAAUUUUCGUUAAAGAACAGAGCGACAUGGGCGGAAUGGGGGCCCUACUGUUUUAAAACAAUCGAAAUAUCGUGGGCGCAAGCUUGACUGAUAUUGUGAUUUUUUCUUGUUACUUGUAAAAAUAUUAACUGCCGAGACUGGAGUUUUGUUUGUUGUAAAUUUCAUUUAAUUCCAGUUCGACGGUUAAUGUUUCUUGUCACUUUGUAGAUCAGUGAUGAAUUUUUUCUAAGGACGUUCAAACUAAUAUAAGGAAUAUUUUUUCAUUGUACAUUCACAUUGCGUUUUAUGGAUGUUUAUAUUUGUGAGUGGUUCUCCAUAAGACUUGAUCCGUACAUGGUUAUAUUGACUUCAUAAGACGGUUGUGUGUUUUGGUCAUUUUGUUAUAGAUUAUAAUUUAUUUUAAAUACAUCUAAUUUCCGUAGUGGGAGCUUUUAUUGUCCCUGACUACUUUCGGCAUUUGUUUUAUAGAUAACAAUAAAAUGUUUGGAACUGAUAAUGUUUUACAAA